GCGACUCGAGCGCAUAUUCUCAUCCGAAUUUAUUUUUUAAUCCCCAUCCGCUCGACCGGGAGGGAGCUGUUUCUCUUCUGUACAUCAUUUCUCCCGUCCCCCCCACCUCCCUCACUGUUCUUCAUGCGCAUGUUAUUUGAACUUCCCGUUUUAGCUUCCUUCUCUUCUUUUCGCUUCUCUUCUCCACCCCCACCUCCCGGUUUAAGUUGGAGCGUGUGAUGAGCGCUCGGGUUGCAGCGUAGCCGCCCGCGCGCCUCUGGAUCGGUACAACGGAGCACGCGGACAGCAGCAGAGACGGGCCGUAAUGUAAAACGCCAAUGGAGUUAGGAAUUUAUGACAGAACAUGGGGAAGAUGAGCGUCCUGUCGCUGUGUUUUCUCUUGUGCGCCGAUCUGCUGGAUUUAGCCUUCGGGUAUUUAACAGUCACAAUAGACCCCUUACCACCUGUUGUUGUGGGAGAGACGGUGACACUGAAGUGCAACUUCAAGACCGACGGCAGAUUGCGAGAGAUAGUUUGGUACAGGGUUACAGAUGGAGGCACAAUUAAACAGAAGAUUUUCACUUAUGAUGCCAUGUUUAAUACCAAUUACUCCCACAUGGAGGACUAUCGCAGGAGAGAAGACCUGGUGUAUCAGUCAACAGUUCGGCUCCCAGAAGUCCGAAUUUCAGACAACGGGCCUUACGAAUGCCACGUGGGCAUCUACGAUCGGGCCACCCGGGAAAAAGUGGUCCUGGCAUCAGGGAAUGUCUUUCUCACGGUCAUGUCACCGCCAAACAACAUCUCAGUAGUAGCAGAGAACACACCAGCGCCGUUCAGCCGCUACCAAGCCCAGAACCUCACUCUGAUCUGCACUGCCAAAGGAGGCAAACCCGCACCAUCGGUAUAUUUUAAGCGAGACGGUGAGCUGAUUGAAGUGAUCUCCUACGUCUCACCGACGGCAGCCGAUGAAGGAGGAGGCUCAGCAGGUGUGCGCAGGGCAAGGCCUCUGAUGAGCAGGGAUCUGGAUGACACCAAAAUGCAGAAAUCACUGUCUCUGCUUGGACGCCUCUAUACUGAGAGUCCGAGACGGACCUACGCGGCCCGGCAGGCACGUUACGAGACCAGUCCAGCUACAGAGGCUAUCCCAGAGACGGUGGUGAGCCGUGAGUUUCCGCACUGGGUGCAAAGUGCCGACCCGGCCUACUUCUUCAGCAAUGCCCACCUCCCACAGAGCGAUGGUUCUGUGACUGUGCAAGCCAAGCUCACAUGGACCCUGAACCCUCAAAUGGACAAUGAUGCCCUAUUCAGCUGUGAGGUUAAACACCCAGCCCUCUCCAUGCCUAUGCAGACUGAGGUCACAUUGGCGGCUCCUAAAGGCCCCAAGCUUAUCAUGACCCCAACCAGGGCGAAGGUAGGAGACACGGUGCGCAUCAUUGUGCAAGGAUUCCAGAACGAGGUGUUCCCCGAGCCGCUGUUUACCUGGACACGAGUGGGAGGACGUCUGCUGGACGGCACCAGUGAGAGGGAAGGGAAGGAGCUAGUGCUGGAGCGAGUGCCUGCAGAACUCAACGGCUCCAUGUACCGCUGUACAGCACAGAACCCACUGGGUUCUACUGAUACACAUACACGCCUCAUCGUUUUCGAAAACCCAAGCAUGAUGAAACACACACAGAAUCAAAACAGUGGGGGUCCCAGAUUGCACGCACACGGACUGAUAUGGCUGCCCCUCGUCCUCAUACUGACUAUCAGACUGAAAUGAGCAUUCAAAAAAAACAAAACAACAACUGCCCACACCCACGUGUCCGUCCACGCUGACCAAGCACACACACUUUCCCACCCUGGCACACUUUGGGACUGUCUUCAGAGGACAUCUGCAACAUCGCCAGGAGGUGCCACGUUCUCUCCUCAUUUUUGUUUUUGUAAGAACCUGAUGACGACAUCUGUGAUUAUAACGACAAAAAGCAAAAGAUAUUCCUAAUGUAAGAAGAAGCUCCACCUUCUGUAUUGUCCAUACCUCGUUUUUGUGUCUCGUCUCAACCUGUCAAUAAAAAAAAAAGAAGAAAAAGUAAAAAACAAACAAACAAACAAAAAAAAAAAACCUGGGCUUCUUUCUUCUUUGAGCCGAACUCAUGAUGUCAUGGUGGUUGUAGUGGACUGCGAUAUGAUCAGGAAAGACUAAAAACAGAAACACAGAAACUAUAAUCGCUGAUCCACCCAUACAACUAUACUGCACUCGAGCACAAACAUCCUCUUUUUGGACGCCAUUUUUUGUGUUUUAGCACAGUAUUUUCCCCCCCAUUCUUUUUUUUUUUUUUUUUUCUUGAAUGGCUCAUGGCUGGAAUGUAAAAAAAAAAAAAAAAAAAAAAAAAAAGACUCUUAUAAAACAAAUCCUGUGAACUGGUGAGAUUUUAUUUGAGAAGUAAAACAGAAGACCCUCUUUUUAAAUGUAUUUUGUGUACAUCCGUGUAAAUACUGAGAGGUAUAUUAAAAAAAAUAUGAAAUUCAGAGAUAUAAGGGGGUUGAGGGGUGAUGGGUGGGAGAUUAGCAAACCUUUAUUGCUUAUACAUGUUUGGUCAUCCCCAGUUCAGUAAUACCAUCAUUGAGGAAUCAUAACCAAGGAAUUUUAUUCAAGGACAGUUAAAAAAAAAAAAAAAAAAAGACUAAAUAGACUUCCCUUAUUCUGAUUUAAUGCUCCCUCAAACCUGUGCAUCAUGACGGCAGGCUUGAAAUAAGAGGAAAACACAUCCUUAACAUAGUGUACGUCUGCCUUUCUUCUCCAGGUUGUGGUGCAUGUGACGUUUGGCGAUUUCUCCUCUUCUGCAUCUGUUACAGUGGCGGCAUUGUCGCCUCGCUCUGCUCUCACCCACAUGUUCUUUCCCCCUCCCCCCUUUUCUUGUUGCAUAAUAUAUUCAGUGACCUGCAUCGUGUACAGUAUGUAACUCUCUCCUAACAGGUACUGCUAGGAUCAUGUUAUUCACCAUUUAUCCCCCUCCUCCCAUUCCUCUGUUCCUCAAAGGAGUGUAAACAGGGUUGUUGUAUUUGUUUCAUAUCACCUGUAUUAAAACAUGGAGAUGAUCAACUUGA
This is a messenger RNA of Ictalurus punctatus (channel catfish), 3063 nucleotides long. It is a transcript of the gene igsf21a, whose product is annotated as immunoglobin superfamily, member 21a. NCBI's taxonomy places the organism in Eukaryota, Metazoa, Chordata, Actinopteri, Siluriformes, Ictaluridae. Gene Ontology annotation, cellular component: adherens junction. The transcript has 10 exons. Gene Ontology annotation, biological process: heterophilic cell-cell adhesion; homophilic cell-cell adhesion. The record is from RefSeq and is a predicted model, not a curated record. The coding region runs from base 344 to 1738 and encodes 464 amino acids.